UCUCCUCUUCUGUCCCUCCUCGCUCCUCUCUCCUCCACACGCACAAAACGCUCUGUCAUGGCGUCUUCCAACAAUGUUACCCCCACCAACUGUAGCUGGUGGCCCAUCUCAGCCAUGGACGAAGACGGCAAAAUCACAGACGGGGAGCAGUGCGAAGAACCGAUGGCAGAGCCCAAACCCUUCAGUAAAGACAGGCUCGUUUUGUACCACUGGACGCAGUCUUUCACCUCCCAAAAGGUCCGUCUCGUCAUCAAUGAGAAGGGUCUGGUGUGCGAGGAGAGGGAUGUGAGCAUGCCGCUGCAGGAGCACAAGGAGCCCUGGUUCAUGAGGCUGAACCUGGGGGAGGAGGUGCCCGUCUUCCUCCACGGCGACACCAUCAUCAGUGACUACAACCAGAUUAUAGAUUACCUGGAGAAAAACUUUGUGGGAGACGCGGUGGCUCAGCUGGUUCCUGAUGCAGAUUCGCCUCUCCGCGAUCGAGUGCAGCAGUACCGUCAGCUACUGGAUGGUCUGCCCAUGGACGCUUACACACACGGCUGCAUCCUCCAUCCGGAGCUCACCACCGACUCUAUGAUCCCAAAGUACGCCACCGCAGAAAUACGUAGACACCUGGCCAACGCUGCGACAGAGCUGAUGAAGUUGGACCAUGAGGAGCCUCAGCUGACAGAACCAUACCUGUCAAAGCAGAAGAAGCUCAUGGCAAAAAUCUUGGACCAUGAUAAUGUCAACUACCUGAAGAAAAUUCUGGGGGAGUUAGCCAUGGUUCUAGAUCAAGUGGAGGCUGAGCUGGAGAAAAGAAAACUAGAGUAUCAAGGUCAAAAGUGUGAGUUGUGGCUAUGUGGACCUGAAUUUACACUAGCUGACGUCUGCCUCGGAGCCUUGUUGCACAGGCUCAAGUUCUUGGGACUUUCUAAGAAAUACUGGGAGGACGGCAGCCGACCCAACCUGCAGUCCUUUUUUGUGCGUGUGCAAAAACGCUACGCUUUCCGCAGGGUCUUGGGCGACAUCCACACGACCCUUCUGUCGGCGGUCUUACCCAACGCCUUCCGGAUGGUAAAAAAGAAGCCACCGUCCUUCUUCGGGGCCUCUUUUCUCAUGGGCUCGCUGGGAGGGAUGGGCUACUUUGCCUACUGGUAUUUAAAAAAGAAAUACAUGUAGUGAAUGCCGUCUUGUUGUGUUAAAUGUCUGUGUAUUUGUGUGAUGUUUCAACUUUUCUGUAAUGUUUUAUGACUGCAGGAAAACAUAAUGAAUCUAUAUAGAGAACACUAUUACUUACCUGGGUGAACAAAGAAUAUUAAAACAUUCCGUGAUAAGAAAUUCUUGACAGCACAUUUUCUGGUAAUCAACGCCUUCAUCGAGUUUAAUUUCUGGCAACUUGCGGCCGGCAAGUCCUUGUUUAACUUUUUGUUGGAGGCAUGCAUCGGGUCUUCUUGUGCAGAAAACUUAGAGAAGAAGAAACCCAGACGAAAUGUUAAAUACAGUACCACCAAACGGGUUAACUGACCUUCGCAUGCCACUAUUAUAGUCAUAACUCAUAGCUGCUCUUCACUCCUACACCAGCCUGAGGUUUAAACCAGUAAAAACCACAGGGAAAUGUUCUGAGACAAAAACUUUCUGAUACGUGCUGUGCUGCCAGAAACUGCCAGAAGAAAUGAUAAAUGGAUGAAGGCAAAGUUUACGGGAGUAGCUCGACAUUUUUGGGGAAACUUGCUUUUUUUUACCUUCUCGCUGGGACAUAGAUCGAUAGCACUCUGUCUGUUAAAUAUGACGCUACAGCCAGGCGACGGCUAGCUUAGCUUAGCGUAAAGACUGCGACAGGGGGAAACAGCUAG
Molecule: messenger RNA, 1832 nt
Organism: Perca flavescens (yellow perch)
Lineage: Eukaryota; Metazoa; Chordata; Actinopteri; Perciformes; Percidae
Gene: gdap1l1
Product: ganglioside induced differentiation associated protein 1-like 1
Exons: 6
Coding region: 58-1158 (366 amino acids)
Source: RefSeq, a predicted model, not a curated record